AGAAGCUGCUGGUGUGAAACAUUGCACAUCUUCUUACAGUCAUUUCCUUUACAGCUAAAAGGAAAUCAUUUCAGGAAACAGGCAGAAUAAUCUGUCUUUUGCAAAUGAAAUCGCAUUAUCAUGUCAGAGGACCAAAAUACAAAAACAGCCAUGGAGCUGGACACGGCUUUUCUCAAAUCCAGGAGGGGAAUCUUGAAAGUAGCAGAGAUGGGGACUCUGGUUGUGGCGUUUGUGUGUUUCAGUGUAGCAUCCAGACCAUCAUACAUCACAGCCACAGUGCUGGAGUUUCUGAUCACUUCACUGCUGCUCUUGCUCUACAUACUUAAACUCAACAAGAGGCUGGCAUUCUUCUUCUGGCCUCUCAUUGACGUUUUUAAUUCAGUGUUUGCAGUUGUCUACUUUACUGUCCUGAGCCUGCUGGCUCUGACUACAUACACAGUCACAGGCACGCUAGUCGGAGGGAUAGUUGGUUUCAUGACGGUUGGGUUGCUGUGUGUGGACAGUUACACACUUUUCAAGAAGCUCACAUUCAACAAGCCAAGAAGUCACACCCAGAAUCAAGACAUUGAGUGAAUAAAGUAUUGAAAGCAAAAUAAUUCAUUGUAUGCAUAACCCCUGCCUAUGGUUGCUUACACAUGAGCUCUGUAACCUGGAAAAGUGGAGUUUAUCGUCGAGCUACAUGAUGUAUGUUUAGAAAGGUUUCAAAGUUUUUAAACAGUUUUAGCAUAUUUAAGAAUCCUACUGUAAUACAGACUGGGGCUGGGA
This is a messenger RNA of Labrus mixtus (cuckoo wrasse), 765 nucleotides long. Its product is annotated as chemokine-like factor. The transcript has 4 exons. Lineage: Eukaryota; Metazoa; Chordata; Actinopteri; Labriformes; Labridae. Gene Ontology annotation, cellular component: membrane. Bases 121 to 573 code for a protein of 150 amino acids. The record is from RefSeq and is a predicted model, not a curated record.